AUGCGAUUCCUCCUUCUCCAAAGCUUCGCUACGGCGAUCGCUGCCCUUGCCGUCAAGCAGCCCUCCAAGAUGACCCCAGGUGCUGUUUCUGCCGAUCUGAGCCGUGUUAUCUCAGCUGCAUCGAAGGCAGGUGUUGAGCUUAGAGCAAGAUGGAGUCUGGUUGGCGCACCGAGCCCGGCAGUCGUUGUGAGCGUCACAACUGAAAGUGAUGUCGCUUCGGUGGUCAAAUACUGCACAGAGAAGCGCGUCCCGUUUGUCGCCCAGAAUGGCGGUAAUGGUUGGGCGACGACGUUCAAUCUUGGGGAGACUGGAGUGCUCAUCAACAUGGCUGGCUUGAAUGCCAUCACGUUUAAUCAGGACAAGACACAAGCAACAAUUGGUGGUGGUGCCGUCAUUGGCAAUGUUAUUCCUGCCGCAAAUGCAGCUGGCGCUUUGGUCAUUACUGGCAACUGCAAUUGCGUUGGUGCAGUGUCGGCGAUGUUAGGAGGCGGAUAUGGAAACAUCAUGGGCGAGGUUGGCUUCGGCGUCGACAACAUCGUCUCCAUGCGUGUCGUUCUUGCCAGCGGCGAGAUCGUUACAGUCUCCCCAACAUCGAACCCAGACCUCUUCUGGGCCAUGCGUGGAGCCGGGCCAAACUUCGGCAUCGUCAUCUCAGUCACCAUCAAAUCGCAGCCAGCCACAGAACAAGACCGGACCGCUUACAUCAACAACCUCUUCUUUAGCCCCGACCAAAUCGAGACAGUCGCGCAAACCAUGCAAGACCUCCCUCUCACCCCCGAACAACGCGUCUACCUCGUGCUCACCAGCUCCGGCCCACCUCUCAAUGAGCCCUCAAUCCUCAUCACCGGCUUCCUGCGCAAAGGAACCGAAGAGGAAGGUCGCAAAGCUUUCGCUCCCUUCUACGAACUCGGCCCAGUAUCUGCUUCCAGCGCAGUAACCCAAUACCUAGACUGGAACGACUCCAACGACGGCUUCUGCGCCCGCGGCGACCGCAAGCCCGCAUACAGCACCACCAUCAACAACAUGCAAGCGCAGAAGUGGCCUGAGAUUUGGGAACUGUACAAGGGCUUCCAGGCUAAGGGACCGAACUCCGCAGUGCUGAUCGAGCGGUACAAUUUGACCAAGGCCAACGCUGCGCCUACCGGCUCCGCAGCCAUGAACGAGAAACUGCGCACCGAGGCGUUCGCGCAGGCGAUUGUUAUUCCGUGGUAUACAGAUGCGGCGCUGGAUGGUGAGGCGGAGACGUUUGCGAGUGAGGUAAGGGCGUUGUGGAGUUAUAAUGCUGAUGCGAAGAAAAAUCCUGCGUAA
Messenger RNA from Parastagonospora nodorum SN15, 1308 nucleotides. RefSeq lists its product as hypothetical. The transcript has 3 exons. Gene Ontology annotation, molecular function: FAD binding. The record is from RefSeq and is a predicted model, not a curated record. Bases 1 to 1308 code for a protein of 435 amino acids. NCBI's taxonomy places the organism in Eukaryota, Fungi, Ascomycota, Dothideomycetes, Pleosporales, Phaeosphaeriaceae.